UGGUGUGUUUCGCAUUUUGUUUAUUUUUUUCAACAUAAAAAAAUGAAAAUACGCAAAGUUCAUCGCCGUAAACGUUAUCGUUAUAAUGUCAACAGGAAGGCCUUAAAUCGAAAGCAUAAAUCUACAGGAAAAAUUAAAGAUCCCUUUUUAAAAACGUUGUGGGAGGAUCGUAAGAAGCCCCGGACAAAUUUUAGAGAAAUGGGUUUAUCUGUAAAUCCCAAUAAAACGAUACCUAUUCCCAACUACAGAGCAGAACGGCUCAAAUUAACAAAAUUUAUUAAUGGUUUUGUGGAGGAGGAAAUGACUGAGGAAGAGUUACAACCGUUGAAACCGAAACGGGGAGAAGUAGUAGGGCAACUGGAAGAGUUGGCAAAAGAGAAAGCUGAUUCUAAAUUAAGAUUACCAAAAGGAGUAGUUCAGCAUUUAAUUUAUUUUCUGGAUAAAUAUCAAUUGAAUUAUAAAGCCAUGGUUGUGGAUCGUCGUAAUCAUUAUCAAUGGACCUGGAAGCAAUUUCGCAGUAAAAUAAAACAAUUUAUGAGUAUACCUGAACAGUUUAAUAAAUAUUUGUUAAAGAAAAAUUUACCAAUUAAUGAAAAGCUACCUUGGCCUGAAUACGAGUCGGAUAGCGAAUGGAAAUAAUUGCUAAGAUUUACAAUACUUAAUGUUUAUUAAUAAUAAAAUUUAUCAUUUUAAAUAGUGUCUAUCAUCUUUUUUUGUCGAUAUACUAAGGAAAAUAGUGUUAAGCAUGCUUGCUAAUAUGAAAGCGAUUAGCUUUGGAAAAGACCCUUCAAAGAAACUAGCGGAUGUCAGUGGUAAUAUGACACUGCUCGCAACUACCUCUUCUCAAGUCACGAUUACUUCUUAGAUCUAUUAAAAGCAAAUAGACU
This is a messenger RNA of Glossina fuscipes, 887 nucleotides long. RefSeq names its product nucleolar protein 16. NCBI's taxonomy places the organism in Eukaryota, Metazoa, Arthropoda, Insecta, Diptera, Glossinidae. Gene Ontology annotation, biological process: ribosomal large subunit biogenesis. The transcript is spliced from 3 exons. The record is from RefSeq and is a predicted model, not a curated record. Gene Ontology annotation, cellular component: nucleolus. Bases 43 to 639 code for a protein of 198 amino acids.